AGUAAAACGAUGGCAUUUAGAAAAUAAAAACUAGUAUGUUCACUAUUUAAGACCUAUGCACAGAGCAAAGUCUUCAGAAACCCAAGAGACCAGCGCUCAAGGUCACCCAUCUCAACAAGCCUAGCAAUAUUUGCAAUAUCCCAAUGGCCUUGUCCUUUUCUUUACUGAUGGCCAUGGUGGUGCUCAGCUGCAAAUCCAUCUGCUCUCUUGGCUGUGAUCUGCCUCAGACCCACAGCCUGGGUAACAGGAGGGCCUUGAUACUCCUGGCACAAAUGGGAAGAAUCUCUCCUUUCUCCUGCCUGAAGGACAGAAAUGACUUUGAAUUCCCCCAGGAGGAGUUUGAUGGCAACCAGUUCCAGAAGGCUCGAGCCAUCUCUGUCCUCCAUGAGUUGAUCCAGCAGACCUUCAAUCUCUUCAGCACAAAAGCCUCAUCUGCUGCUUGGGAACAGAGCCUUCGAGAGAAAUUUUCCAGUGAACUUUACCAGCAGUUGAAUGAUCUGGAAGCCUGUGUAAUACAGGAGGUUGGGGUGGAAGAGACUCCCCUGAUGAAUGCAGACUCCAUCCUGGCUGUGAGGAAAUACUUCCAAAGAAUCACUCUUUAUCUGACAAAGAAGAAAUACAGCCCUUGUGCCUGGGAGGUUGUCAGAGCAGAAAUCAUGAGAUCCUUCUCUUUAUCAACAAACUUGCGAGAAAGAUUAAGGAGGAGGGAAUGAAACCUGGUUCAACAUGGAAAUGAUCCUUAUUGACUAAUACACCAUCUCACACUUCCAUGAGUUCUGCCAUUUCAAAUACUCAUUUCUGCUAUAACAACAAAAUGAGUCGAUCAAAAUUUUCAAAUGUUUUCAGGAGUGUAAAGAAACAUCGUGUUUACCUGUGCAGGCACUAGUCCUCUACAGAGGACCAUGCUGAUGGAUCUAUUUAUCUAAGAAAAUAUUUAUUUAAUUAUUUAUAAGAUUUAAAUUAUUUUUGUCCAUAUAUUAUGUGUGCUUUUACUUGUAUUUGUUAUAUCAAAAUAUGUUCUUUAUAUUUAGUCAAUAUAUUAUUUUGCUUUUUUAUUAAUUUUUACUAUUAAAAGUUCUUGUAUUAUUUGUUUAUUCUUUAAUAAA
Molecule: messenger RNA, 1106 nt
Organism: Cebus imitator (Panamanian white-faced capuchin)
Lineage: Eukaryota; Metazoa; Chordata; Mammalia; Primates; Cebidae
Gene: IFNA21
Product: interferon alpha 21
Exons: 1
Coding region: 144-713 (189 amino acids)
Biological process (GO): B cell proliferation; humoral immune response; defense response
Cellular component (GO): extracellular region
Molecular function (GO): cytokine activity; type I interferon receptor binding
Source: RefSeq, a predicted model, not a curated record